UCAUGACAAUUUCGUUGACUUAACAUUUUAAAUGAUUUUUUCAUCAUUUCAUAAUGAAAAAUUUAAAAAAAUUAUUUGCAAACAACCAUUUCGUUUUUAAACUUUGCCAAUUUUGUUUAUGUUGUGCUGGAGCUUUCGCCAGAAAAUUGUACCCUUUCGAUUUACAAACAACGAUAUGGUCUGAUAACGUAGCGUUUGCCCAAUACGGUUACGUAUUCAUUACUGGUACGUUGAUCAUUGCAUACAUUAUUUUGGAAGAUGCCGGUAGUUCUACGAGAGUUAUCGAAAUAUGUCUUUUGAUUAUUGGAGCUAUACACAAUAAAUUGGCGUGCAUUUUCGUAUUAAUCGAAUAUUUCAAACACACCGAUUCGAUUUGGUCAAUGCGGACUGGUGGUGAUACCGAGGAAAUUGUAUGGGAUCUUGACCAAAUGGAUGCUGCACUUUUAGUCGCGAUUUGUGCCUUUUGUUGUGGAGGAAUAAUGGUGGUUGAUUGUUUGUUACAUAUAGCAAAGAGGAAUUUUGCUUUUUGACAAAAUCUCAUCUGUGUAUUUUCUACAAUAAAAAUGUUUUU
Messenger RNA from Onthophagus taurus, 571 nucleotides. The record is from RefSeq and is a predicted model, not a curated record. Lineage: Eukaryota; Metazoa; Arthropoda; Insecta; Coleoptera; Scarabaeidae.